GGGCGCCCGCCCAGGUGGGUGGGGCGGAGAGAGUACCUGAGGUCACCGGCUCGGCGUGAGAAGGAGGGGCGCCACGCUGGUGGCAGAGCUGCGGGGUCGACCCGACCCUUACCUUCAGCCCAGGAAGUAACUAAUGUGAAACAUGCUGCAGAAGCGUUCAAGAAGUGGCUGAAGGGGGAAGGAAAAAAGUGCUACUGCCUAUCAGAAAAAAAUAGAACAAAACAUGGGAAAUACAACCACCAAAUUCCGUAAGGCACUCAUCAAUGGUGAUGAAAACCUGGCCUGCCAAAUAUAUGAAAACAACCCUCAGCUAAAAGAAUCCCUUGAUCCAAAUACAUCUUACGGGGAGCCCUACCAGCACAAUACUCCAUUACAUUAUGCUGCUAGACAUGGAAUGAAUAGAAUAUUAGGGACUUUUCUUUUUGGUAGAGAUGGAAAUCCAAAUAAACGGAAUGUGCACAAUGAAACAUCUAUGCAUUUGUUGUGUAUGGGACCCCAAAUUAUGAUAUCUGAAGGAGCCCUUCAUCCUCGCUUAGCACGCCCCGCAGAAGAUGAUUUUAGAAGAGCAGAUUGUCUGCAGAUGAUUUUAAGAUGGAAAGGAGCAAAACUUGACCAAGGAGAAUAUGAGAGAGCAGCUAUUGAUGCCGUUGAUAACAAAAAGAAUACACCCCUGCACUAUGCUGCUGCCUCAGGGAUGAAAACCUGUGUAGAGCUUUUAGUAAAACAUGGAGGAGAUUUGUUUGCUGAGAAUGAGAAUAAAGAUACUCCUUGUGAUUGUGCCGAAAAGCAACACCACAAAGAUUUGGCCCUCAAUCUAGAAUCUCAAAUGGUAUUCUCACGAGAUCCUGAAGCUGAAGAAAUAGAAGCUGAAUAUGCUGCAUUAGACAAACGAGAGCCAUAUGAAGGAUUAAGACCUCAGGAUCUUCGUAGAUUGAAAGAUAUGCUCAUUGUGGAAACAGCAGACAUGCUCCAGGCUCCACUAUUUACAGCUGAAGCUUUACUUCGAGCUCAUGCUCUUAAACCAUCACCAUGUCUUCUCUGUCAGUUGAGAGAUGUCCAUCCCAUUUUUCUUAAAGACUGGGACAGGGAGAAAUUACUUGAAGCUUGGAUGUCCAACCCAGAGAACUGCUGCCAACGUUCAGGUGUUCAAAUGCCAACUCCACCACCAAGUGGUUAUAAUGCCUGGGACACGCUCCCUUCUCCAAGAACUCCAAGGACUACACGUUCUUCCGUCACCUCUCCAGAUGAAAUAAGUUUAUCUCCUGGGGAUUUGGACACCAGUUUGUGCGACAUUUGUAUGUGCAGUAUUUCUGUAUUUGAAGACCCAGUGGAUAUGCCCUGUGGACAUGACUUUUGUCGAGGAUGUUGGGAAUCGUUUUUGAAUCUGAAAAUUCAAGAAGGUGAAGCUCACAACAUUUUCUGCCCUGCAUAUGAUUGCUUCCAACUUGUGCCUGUGGAUAUCAUAGAAAGUGUAGUUUCUAAGGAGAUGGACAAACGAUACCUACAGUUUGAUAUUAAGGCCUUUGUUGAAAAUAAUCCUGCCAUUAAAUGGUGUCCUACUCCAGGCUGUGAAAGAGCAGUCAGAUUGACACAACAAGGGUCAAACACAUCUGGGACUGAUACACUCAGCUUCCCCUUGCUGAGAGCUCCUGCUGUGGACUGUGGAAAAGGACACCUCUUCUGCUGGGAGUGCCUUGGUGAAGCCCAUGAGCCUUGUGACUGCCAAACAUGGAAAAACUGGCUACAAAAAAUAACUGAAAUGAAACCAGAAGAACUUGUGGGAGUUAGUGAAGCUUAUGAGGAUGCUGCCAAUUGUCUCUGGUUGUUAACUAACUCCAAGCCUUGUGCUAACUGUAAGUCUCCAAUACAGAAGAAUGAGGGAUGCAAUCACAUGCAGUGUGCCAAGUGCAAGUAUGACUUUUGCUGGAUUUGCCUAGAAGAAUGGAAAAAACAUAGUUCUUCCACAGGAGGUUAUUACAGAUGUACCCGCUAUGAAGUCAUUCAGCAUGUGGAGGAGCAAUCCAAGGAAAUGACUGUGGAGGCUGAGAAAAAACACAAACGAUUUCAGGAACUUGACAGAUUUAUGCACUAUUACACAAGAUUUAAAAAUCAUGAGCAUAGUUAUCAGUUAGAACAACGCCUUCUUAAAACAGCCAAAGAAAAGAUGGAGCAAUUGAGUAGAGCUCUCAAAGAAACUGAAGGAGGCUGUCCAGAUACCACUUUUAUUGAAGAUGCAGUUCAUGUGCUCUUAAAAACUCGACGUAUUCUCAAGUGUUCUUACCCAUAUGGAUUUUUCUUAGAACCUAAAAGCACAAAGAAAGAAAUUUUUGAACUCAUGCAAACAGACCUAGAAAUGGUCACUGAAGACCUUGCCCAAAAAGUCAAUAGGCCUUACCUUCGCACUCCCCGCCACAAGAUCAUCAAGGCAGCCUGCCUUGUACAGCAAAAGAGGCAGGAGUUCCUGGCAUCUGUGGCUCGGGGAGUUGCUCCUGCAGACUCACCAGAAGCUCCAAGACGCAGCUUUGCUGGUGGAACGUGGGAUUGGGAAUAUUUAGGAUUUGCAUCACCUGAGGAAUAUGCUGAAUUUCAGUAUCGGAGGAGGCACAGACAACAACGCCGUCGAGGAGACGUGCACAGUCUGCUUAGUAAUCCUCCAGACCCUGAUGAGCCAAGCGAAAGCACUUUAGAUAUUCCAGAAGGUAGCGGUGGCCGCAGGCCUGGCGCCUCCGUGGUAAGUUCUGCGUCCAUGAGCGCACUGCACAGCUCCUCCCUGCGUGAUUACACCCCCGCCAGUCGCUCUGAAAACCAAGACUCUCUUCAGGCACUGAGUUCCUUGGAUGAAGAUGAUCCCAAUAUACUUCUCGCAAUACAGUUAUCUCUGCAAGAAUCUGGACUGGCCGUCGAUGAAGAAAAUAGAGACUUCCUCAGUAAUGAAGCAUCCUUAGGAGCAAUAGGCACCUCUUUACCUUCCAGGCUGGACUCUGUCCCCAGGAACACAGAUAGCCCUCGGGCUGCUUUGAGCAGCUCUGAGCUGUUGGAACUUGGUGACAGCCUCAUGAGACUAGGAGCAGAAAGCGACCCAUUUUCAACUGACACCCUGAGUUCACACCCUCUCAGUGAGGCAAGAAGUGAAUUCUAUCCCUCAUCCAGUGACCCCGACUCAGCUGACCAGGAUGCCCACCUCAGUGACAGUCUUCUUGGCAAUAUCAUGGCAUGGUUUCAUGACAUGAACCCUCAGAGCAUCGCCCUGAUCCCUCCAGCAGCUGCAGAAGUCAGUGCAGACUCCCAGCUCCCCUGUGUCAAAGAGGAGUCAGAAGGCGUGAGAGCUGUGGAACUGAUGCCUCCAGAAGAAGAUUCAGUGUUUGAAGAUGGCGUGGUCUGUGACGGUAGAAGAACCCAGAUAGAAGAAGAAAAUCCUCUGGAAGGAAAUAUUCUGGCUGGGGAAGCAGCAGCUAACACUGGCAAUGGUGGUAGUGAGGCAGCCGACAAGGAGGAUGGUUCAGAUGUUGCAAGUCAGACACCUGCAACCUCAAGUGACUGGCGUGAACAAAUACAUUUAGUGUGAACUGCACACCUCGGGGCUCUAAGUGAAUCACAGGUACAGAUGGUAUGCUAGUGGAGUAUGCUUUAUAGAGACUUGAUCCACUUAAUUCCAACUAAUUAUAAACCACUGACAUUAGGCUUAAAUAUGAAGGAGUUCCCUUAAAUGGUAGCUUCAUUUCUGAUUUUAACCUUACAGGGAAUUUCUUUUGUAUUUAAUUGGAUAGCUUUUCCCCUUUUUGCUGACAAACAGAAGAGCAGGAGAGAGAGAAAGAGAAACACAACUGAAAUAAAUAGGAUGGAUUAGAUUUCACAUUCAGAAAAUGCAGUCCUCUGUUUAGCCUAAGGUCGGCAAUAAUUCAAUUGGACGUUUAAAUUAAAGGCUUACUCUCUAAUCCUUGGUCGAUUUUUCCUUUAAAAAAAAAAAAAAGUUCUCUUCAUUUUAAAAGUUAUUUUGGACAGAUCUGGUAACUUUCGUUCCUCAAUCUCUGUGUGCUCUUUGGUAACUUCCCUCCCUUUUUGUCUGAGCAGUGUGAAUCGAGAUAUCCAAGGCUUCUCUUUAGUGCUGCAUCUACUACAGCAUAAUUAAGUUUAAUUUUCACAUGAAUCAAAUAUCUCUUUACAGUCCACUUGUGCCAAACUCUGACUCGUGCGCUAACAAGACGUUUAGUGUGCAGUGUCCUGGAGGGCUCCAGAGCAUCUCGGCCUUCUCGGAAGUAAAAGGUGCCACUUGGUAGCAAUGAUAUUCCAGAAUUUAAUGGGCUUUUGUUGCCAUGGAGACUGCAUUUAAAUAAAUGUAGCCUGUAGCUUAAGUUAACUAAACCUAAUGCUGCUGUUAAAAACAGUUUAUUUUAAUAUUAAAAUACAGUUGAUUAGCAACAGCGGUGCUGUAUUUUAAGAGACACUUUAUUGGAAGUGCAAUCAUAGUUCUUUGUUUUCACAAUUUUACAGUGCAUUCUACUUACUAAUGGGUGCAAUUACUUUUAAUGGUAAGUGUUUUAUAAAAUAGAAAAAAAGUGGAGUUUUCAUGAGUUACAGUAAAUCCCACAGUUAUUAAAAAACUCAAUAAAACAUCCUGCGCAACAUGUUACCGUGCCUUUGCCUAACCUAAAUGGAUAGUUGCCAGUUAAAUAAGUGAAUAAUUCAGAUUUCGAUGUCUCUUCUGAAGUAACUAUGCUAUAUGAAUUGCAAAGACCUCCAUAAAACCACCCAUGGCCUUGCCUUUACAGUAAAUAUAACAACUACAUGUUCAAUCGGUUUGUUUGCCUAAAUCGCAAAUGCUGAUGUGUUUUUCUAUUGCACAAUACUCAUUUGCUGUGUGAUUACUGUUUAGUGUUGGAAAAAAAAAAAUCAACUUCCUAGUUAUCAGUGUCUUACUGUGAAGAAAAUACUGGUCUUAGUUGUAAUUAAGAUACAAUGGUACAGCGUGUAAUUAAAACCUAGAGUAAACUGUUGGAAUGACUGUUUUACUUACAUAUUAUCAAAACUAGCAUAACAUAAGCAAAAUAGAUAUGCAACUCUCCACUUAAUAUUUUGCCAAAUUCUUACCAGAAAUCUACAGAUACCAAAUUUUCAGUACUGAGUUUGUACAGGCAAGUCCUGGGCUAGGUAAGGGGUUACAGUAAUUUUGAUAUCAAUAUGGAUUGUAAUUAUGUUUUUUGAUUACUUUUUUCCCCCAAAAACCCUGCUUUUGAAAUUUUCUUGUACUUUAACUUGGUCUGGCUAGGACAUUAUAUUAGAGUAUUUAAUAUUCUCUUGUUUCCUUGGGAUAAACCAUGUGAGAAUUGCUCCUGUGCCAUGGAUGUCAAAGGUCCACCUUAGUUUUUAUUUCCCCAGUGAUCAGGAACAUUGAUACCAAUCCCUAUUAAAAAUUAGUUGGGGAAAAUAUUUAUCUGCAGUGUAUUACUGUAUAUUAAACUGAAAUAGUCCAUUAAAGGAUUUUUUUACAAAUUUAUUUUGGAUUGAAAAUAUCAACACCAAUCAGUUUUUAGACCAGGUUGCAACUUUUCAGUAGAAAGAGCCUUUGUGUCACAUUGAGGCACCUUGCAAAGCUGUGAUAAGAUGAGAAAGAGUACUCUGUGAAGACAGCAUAGCCGUGGGUUCUGGUUCCUUGCACCUUGUGUAGUACCCUGUGUUUCUGUGGUGUUCUCUCCUGAGCAUGAAAAUGAUCAUUAUCCAAUUUGUAUUUCCUUGGUACAUAUUUUAAAAACACAGUCAUUGACUUUACAAUUCAGAAAUAAAGUUUGGCAAAGCCUAUUUUGUAAACAAGUUAAUUUUAUAAUGUAAAAAAAAAAUUACUCUAACCUUGACUUGUUAUUUGCACUUUCAUAGUCUAUACUUGAUACAUUCCCACUUUAUAUACAGUAGGACUCUACAAACGUGUAGAUGUUUGGCCAAAUGAAUGCUGUUAAUAAUAUGUAAAAUUCUUUGAUUAAACAUUUAUUACUUAAACUA
Messenger RNA from Phacochoerus africanus (Common warthog), 5994 nucleotides. RefSeq names its product ankyrin repeat and IBR domain containing 1 (gene ANKIB1). The coding region runs from base 224 to 3565 and encodes 1113 amino acids. Gene Ontology annotation, biological process: positive regulation of proteasomal ubiquitin-dependent protein catabolic process; ubiquitin-dependent protein catabolic process; protein polyubiquitination. Gene Ontology annotation, cellular component: ubiquitin ligase complex; cytoplasm. The record is from RefSeq and is a predicted model, not a curated record. Gene Ontology annotation, molecular function: ubiquitin conjugating enzyme binding; zinc ion binding; ubiquitin protein ligase activity. The transcript is spliced from 20 exons. NCBI's taxonomy places the organism in Eukaryota, Metazoa, Chordata, Mammalia, Artiodactyla, Suidae.